This is a messenger RNA of Emiliania huxleyi CCMP1516, 1191 nucleotides long. RefSeq lists its product as hypothetical. Lineage: Eukaryota; Haptophyta; Isochrysidales; Noelaerhabdaceae. The record is from RefSeq and is a predicted model, not a curated record. The transcript has 2 exons. Bases 1 to 1191 code for a protein of 396 amino acids.
AUGUGCGGCCGCGCCGCCAUCGCCUUUGCCGCCGACCGAAUCGUCUCCGAGCUACGCGCCGCGGGUGUGCAGGCGCUGCCUCGCGUCUCUCCUUCCCCCGAGCCGUACCACGUGGGCUCCAAGUCGUGCGAGGAGAGGACGAAGCGCAACCCAAAAGGCGUCCGAGGCGUGGAGGGCUGGCCGUGCCUCGUCAGGCAGGGCGACGAGCUCGCUGUGCGCACGCUCACCUGGGGCAUCCAGCGGCUGGCGACGCACAACAUCUGGCUGGACGGAGGCGACUGGCUGCAGCGCAAGACGUGGCGAGAGGCUCUCGCGGCCGGCCGCCUAUGCGCGGUCGCGGUGACCGCCUUUGCCGAGGGCGUGACCUGCCGCAAGCCGGACGGCGAGCACCCGCUCUUCUUCCUCGCCGCGCUGUACUGCGGCUCGCACUUUGUCAUUUUGACGACCAACAGCGUCAACGUGCCUCUGCUCGCGGAGCGCGCAAAGCCGCAGGCGCUGCACGGCGUCCCGACGCGCUGCCCGCUCUACCUCGACGCGGCGGGCGCGCAGCGGUGGCUCAGCGCGACCCUGUGGCAAGGCGGCGCCUCGGCCCCCCGCCUCGUGCUCGGGGCAAAGGGAGGCCGGCAGCAAGGCGGCAGACCACCGCAGCAAAGUGGCCCCGGCGCUAGUGCGUCGCCGCCGCCGGCGAGCCCGCGGGUGGGCGGCAAGCGCAGCGGUAGCAACAGCGGCGGCUGCGGCGCGAGCGGCGGCGGCGGCGCGAGCGGCGGCGGCGGCGCGAGCGGCGGCGGCGGCGGCGGCGAGCGGCUCUUUGGGGGAGCGAAGAAGGCGAGACGGCAGGAGGCGGCGCCGGCGACGGCGGCGGAGGAGGAAGAGGCGCUGCAGCAAGCCAUCGCGCUCAGUCUCGGCUACGGCGGCGGUGCGGCGGGCGGCGCGGCGGGCGGUGGAGGUGCGUCUGUGUCUGCGAUUGCGCCAGCAGCGACCACGUCGGGCUGCGCUGCGGCUGCCGGCGAGGCUGGUGGGGACGCCAUCGACCUGACCGGCUCCACCACUGAGGAGGACGGGGAGACCGAGGAGGAGGAGCCGCCGCCGCCGCCGCCGCCCUCGGGGGAGCCGUCGCCGGCAGAGAGGGCCGCGGAGGCGGCGGCGCGCCGAGCUGCCGCCGCCACCGGCACCGCCGCCUCCGACGCCUGA